Molecule: messenger RNA, 2775 nt
Organism: Rhizoctonia solani
Lineage: Eukaryota; Fungi; Basidiomycota; Agaricomycetes; Cantharellales; Ceratobasidiaceae
Product: DNA replication licensing factor MCM2/3/5 family pretein
Exons: 10
Coding region: 1-2775 (924 amino acids)
Biological process (GO): mitotic DNA replication initiation; DNA replication; double-strand break repair via break-induced replication
Cellular component (GO): MCM complex; nucleus
Molecular function (GO): 3'-5' DNA helicase activity; ATP binding; single-stranded DNA helicase activity
Source: RefSeq, a predicted model, not a curated record
AUGUCAUCACCUGUCCCUCGAAGAGCUACAAAGCGAGGCCGUUCGUCGGAUAUUGGCUCGUCUCCGCCUGCUCCAUCGUCCGAAGCUGGAGAUCUUCCGCCCUCUUCGCCACCCAUUCCAUUCUCCGACGUUGAUGAUGAGCUCGGUGGACUGGGAGACUAUCUUAACCUGGACGGGGGCGACGUACCUAUUGAAGAGGAAGACCAAGAGGGAGAGGACCUUUAUGGAGACAAUCUGAUGGACGAUUACGCGGUUGACGAAGCUCUGGACCGAUACGACGCUCGGGAUAUUGAUGAUGAUGAAGCGGAUGAACUGACUGCAGAACAGAGAAGGGCAGCCGAACGCGACAUGGCUUUGCGUGACAGACGCGAGGCACGACGGGGUCAAGGCGGUCGAGCAGCUCGUCGAAGCAAUGCUCCUGAUUUUCUACGAGAUGACGACGAAGAAAUGGAUGAUGACCUUAUGGACGGUGGUCUAUUGAGUGAUCUGACCAAGCGUCGUACAAGGCGUCAGUAUGAUGAGCGCCAGGGAAUUGACGAUGCUGCUGGUGGAGAUAUGGACGAAGUUUUACCAAUGCAAGAGCUCUCUCAAAUUAAGGCCGGCUCCAUUGUGGAAUGGCUUGCAGCGGAAUCAGUCCGACGUUCAGUUGCAAAGUUUUUUAAGCUUUUUUUGUUGGAAAUGACAGACGAACACGGCGACAGUGUCUAUGGACAGCGUAUUAUUCAAGCCGGUUCAAUGAACUCGGAGUCGUUGGAGGUCUCAUACGUCGAUCUACUUCAAAAAAUGCCCACUCUAGCUUGGUUCUUGGUCCUUGCACCAGCAGAAAUGCUGGCUAUCUUCGACCCUGUCGCCCUCGAGGUCAUGACCAUUUACUUCCCUGCUUACGAGCGUAUCCACUCCGAGAUACACGUUCGCAUUACCGAGCUACCUGCUUCCGCAACCCUACGAGAUCUUCGUAAUGCUCAGCUAAACGCGCUCGUGCGUGUUAGUGGAGUCGUAACCAGACGAAGUGGGGUCUUCCCGCAACUCAAGUAUGUCAAGUUUGAUUGCGGCAAGUGUGGAGGUGUCCUCGGACCGUUCUAUCAAGACACGACGAAGGAAGUUAAAGUCAGCUUUUGCCCUAAUUGUUCGAGCAAAGGUCCCUUUAUCGUCAAUUCAGAGCAAACAGUGUAUAGGAAUUACCAAAAGUUGACCCUACAAGAAUCUCCCGGUUCAGUUCCUGCUGGGCGCCUUCCUCGGCACCGUGAAGUAAUCUUGUUGUGGGACCUCAUCGACUCUGCCAAACCUGGAGAGGAAAUUGAGGUCACGGGUAUUUACCGAAAUAACUUUGACGCGUCUCUCAACGCGAAGAACGGUUUCCCUGUAUUUUCGACGGUCAUCGAGGCCAAUUAUAUCAACAAAAAGGAAGAUCUCUUCGCUGCAUAUCGACUCACCGAGCAAGACGAGCGAGAAAUCAGGGAGGCCGCACGACAACCCGACGUAGCACGACGGAUUAUUAAGUCAAUUGCUCCCUCUAUCUACGGUCAUGAGGACAUCAAAACCGCUAUCGCCUUGUCCCUAUUUGGAGGAGUUCCAAAGGAUGUUAAGCGCAAGCAUCGUAUUCGUGGGGAUAUCAAUGUCCUUAUGCUCGGUGACCCUGGUACUGCCAAGUCCCAGUUCCUCAAGUAUGUAGAAAAGACAGCCCACCGUUGUGUCUUUACUACUGGUCAAGGAGCGUCUGCAGUGGGUCUCACAGCUUCGGUUCGCAAAGAUCCGGUGACUCGCGAAUGGACACUCGAGGGUGGAGCAUUGGUGCUUGCAGACAAGGGGGUCUGCCUGAUCGACGAGUUCGACAAGAUGAAUGAUCACGAUCGAACAUCGAUCCACGAAGCAAUGGAACAACAGACUAUUUCUAUUUCGAAGGCUGGUAUCGUUACUACCUUGCAAGCUCGAUGUGCUAUCGUAGCUGCGGCAAAUCCUAUUCGUGGGCGUUAUAACCCCACGAUCCCCUUUCAACAAAACGUCGAGCUAACAGAACCUAUUUUGUCCCGCUUUGACGUUCUCUGUGUUGUCAAAGACAGCGUGGACCCUGUUGUGGACGAAAUGCUGGCUCGUUUUGUCAUCGGAAGUCAUGUUAGGAGUCACCCGAAUGCAUCUGGAGAUGAACAACAAGUUGCGCUUGCAACAGGGACAACUGUCGACCAAGAUGCUAUGCCGCAAGAUUUACUCCGCAAAUACAUCAUGUAUGCGCGAGAGAAAGUGAAGCCCAAACUCCACAAUAUGGAUCAAGAGAAGCUUUCCAAACUGUUCGCAGACCUGCGCAGGGAAUCGCUGGCAACUGGUUCUUUCCCUGUGACAGUACGUCUUUUGGAAAGUAUGAUCCGCAUGGCAGAAGCGAGUGCGAAAAUGCAUUUGCGUGAAUAUGUACGCUCCGAUGACAUUGAUAGGGCAAUUGCGGUUGCUGUAGGAAGCUUUAUUAGCGCACAAAAGACAAGCAUCAAGAGAUCACUGGAGCGUGGAUUCCGUAAAUACCUUACCAACUCGAGGGAUCACCAGGAGCUAUUGGCAUUCCUGUUGGGUCAAUUGGUAAAGGAUAAAACCAGGAUCUCACACCUUCAACAUAAAACCCCACCAACGGAGGUUACUAUACAAGUUACAGAACUUGAGGCUAGGGCUAAAGAGCAUGAUAUAUUUGAUCUGGCUCCCUUUUUACGCUCUCGGUUGUUCUCUGCCAAUGGCUAUAAGCACGCCAAUGGAAAUAUCACCAAGACAUUUACUCUGUCAGGCAACGUUUAG